This is a messenger RNA of Trichoderma harzianum CBS 226.95, 1842 nucleotides long. RefSeq lists its product as hypothetical. Gene Ontology annotation, molecular function: protein binding. The annotation marks the transcript as partial. NCBI's taxonomy places the organism in Eukaryota, Fungi, Ascomycota, Sordariomycetes, Hypocreales, Hypocreaceae. The transcript has 2 exons. The record is from RefSeq and is a predicted model, not a curated record.
AUGAUAGUAGAUCCUUUACUUACUGCUUCAACAGAUCAAAAACUUCAAAAAGAAAACGAAGCUCUGGCAUGGCUUAGUUCUAUUGACUCUGCGUCUAUGCAUCAUGACUACAUCAAGAAAUGCGAACCUGGAACAGGGCAAGACCUCUUAAAUUCUGAAGAACUUCAGCAAUGGAUAAAUAUUCCACGAACGACGUUAUUCUGUCCCGGCAUCCCUGGCGCCGGAAAGACCUUUCAGACGGCUAUCCUAAUAGAUUAUCUAAGUCGUGAAUUUCGGCACGAUGAUACGAUUGGCCUUGCUUUCUUCUAUUACCGGUUCGACCGCCAAGACGCGCAGAAGCCAGAGCAACUCAUUGCAAAUCUCAUCAAGCAAUUAGGUCAAAAUCACAAGCCUUCACGUGAAAAGAUACAAAGGCUUUAUGAAGGACACAAGGAGAAAGGCAGCCGACCAUCGAUCAAAGAGCUCACCAGUCUGCUCAAGGUUAUAACAUCACUGCUCUCAAGGGCCUACGUUAUUAUUGAUGCUCUAGACGAGUGUGACGACAAUGAUUAUAACCGCACAAGAUUGCUUGAUAGCCUAUUUGCUGCGCAAAAGUUUGCUGCACGAAAGUUUGCUGCACGAAAGUUUACUACACAAAGGAAAGGGCUUAAUAUUUGCGCUACAUCUCGAAAGGUCCACGCCAUUGAACAGAGAUUUGAAGGCGUCAUAAAGUGGCAGAUUGUUCCCAGUAAAAAUGACAUUUUUUCGUUCCUCGAUGGGCGCAUGGCCCAGCUGCCUGAUUUUGUGCAAAGCAACGUACUUUUACAAGAGGAGAUCAAAGAAUCCAUAGAGUCUGCGAUGGAAGGGAUGUUUCUCCUGGCUCAGAUGUAUAUCGACUCUCUUGUUGGCAAGAGAUCUAUUGCCAGUGUCCGGAGGGCUUUGGAGGGUUUGAAGACAUACCCAAAAGAAAGCAAAGAUAGGUCGGAUGUUCUAAGCAAAGCCUACCACAAGGCAAUGGAACGAAUACAGCAACAGAAAGGCGACUUGCCCGCAGACGCAAUGGCCAUUCUUGCGUGGGUGGUAAAAUCCAAAAAACCGCUUUCAGUCGGCACACUUCGAUUAAUACUUGCAAUUGACAUCGAAAAGAGUAUGAUAGAUGAAGACAACUUCCCAACUGCUGGCCAUAUCACUCAAGCUUGCGCGCCGCUUGUUGUGAUAGAAAGCGAAACUCAAGAGGCUCGACUAGCCCAUUACACUAUCCAAGAAUAUUUUGAAAGAUCAAAUAACAAUUGGAUGGAAAACUCCCAGCAAUUGAUUGCUAAUACUUGCAUGUCAUAUCUUUCAUUUUCAACAAUUCGUUCCGUUUUCAAGAACGAAAAUGAUGGUGAAGGAAACUUUCACAACUAUGCAACAGAAUUCUGGUCACAUCAUACAGAGGAAGCGUUAUCACUUCAAGGGUUUGACGCCCAAAGGGUAAUACAUUUCUUUGAUCAAAAAGAAAAGUCAGAUUUAUGGCACGAUUCCUUGAUGCAGAUCGACUUGGCACGCACCAACCUCUCUGCAGACAAACUGGAGGAUCUACUCCAAAUUUCGGAACAAGUGGUCGAAUUGCAUGUCGCAGCCUGCUUAGGUCUAUCAGGCAUAGUGGCAGAGCUGAUCAACAAGGGAUGCGACCCCGAUGUUAGAGACAAGCGGAACAGAUCCCCUCUGUGGUGGGCAGCAUACAAUGGGCAUGCGGGUAUCGUCGAGUUCUUACUGAAACAAAAGGUCAAUAUCGAAGUGAAAGACACAUUUUUCUACACGACGCCUUUGAAGCUAGCUGCAAAACGAGGGGCGUUGUCAAUUGUUAGACUGCUCUUGAAU